AUGGCCCACAGCCAGUCUCGGAAGCGAUCACGAAGCAGGAGCAAAAGCAGUUCUCGGAGCAGACCGGAGAGGAAGGAGAAGAAGAGGAGGAAAAGCAGCAAGGACUCACACCGGGGCAGCACCUCUCCUCCGAGGACCUCUGGGUCUCACAAACACAAGUCGAGCUCAGCGGCAGCUAAGGAAGGAAAGAAGAAGGAAAGAAAGGACAAAAAGAAGAGGAAGGCAAGUACCUCUUCCUCUGAGACAGCGUCUUCAUCCACCGGCUCCUCCUCGUCUUCCUCUUCUUCCUCCAGCUCCUCUUCUGACAAUUCCAGUGACAGUGACUCAAAAACAAAGAAGAGGCGACACGGCAAAAAAAAGCGAGCCAAACAGAAGGACAAGAAGAAGAAAAAAAAGAAGAGAAUAAAGAAGAAAUCAAAAAAGAAGUCAAAGGAAGGGGCUAAGGAGGAGAAAGCCAAGGGAGAAGCGGUGCCCGGCCCCUCGCUGGAGCAGUGGCAGAAGGAAUCACUGGUGGACUCUGGGCCAGUUUUGACAGAUGAACAAAAAUCCCGAAUCCAGGCUAUGAAGCCAAUGACAAAGGAGGAAUGGGACGCGAGGCAGAGUGUCAUAAGGAGAGUCGUGGAUCCUGAAACGGGGAGAACCAGGCUUAUCAAAGGAGAUGGAGAAGUACUAGAGGAAAUCGUCAGCAAGGAGAGACACAAGGAGAUCAACAAGCAAGCCACCCGGGGGGACGGGCUGGCCUUCCAGGUGAGGACAGGGAUGCUGCAGGGAGCGCACAAGCGCCGGCUGUGCCGGGAGCCUGUCCUGCUGCUGGUGCCAGCCCGGCAUCAGCCGCUGUCUCUGGACCACGCAGACACCACCAUGGCUGCAAAGACGUGGGAGCUGCGCUGGGCGGCGGGCGGGCAGCUGGGGUUUGAGCACUCCGCCGGCUCGGACGCCGUAAUCAGCUCAGCACUGUCCCUCCUCCGCCUCCGCCUCGACCCUCCAGCGCCACGAACACGAGAUCUACCUUGGGUGUCUGGUGAGUUUGAUUGGCCUACCGUGGCCCGGAGCCAGCUGGCAGAGCAGCGUUCACAGUGCUGA
Leptosomus discolor (cuckoo roller) is the source of this 1083-nucleotide messenger RNA. RefSeq names its product ARF like GTPase 6 interacting protein 4 (gene ARL6IP4). Lineage: Eukaryota; Metazoa; Chordata; Aves; Leptosomiformes; Leptosomidae. The record is from RefSeq and is a predicted model, not a curated record.